This is a messenger RNA of Centruroides sculpturatus (bark scorpion), 507 nucleotides long. RefSeq names its product zinc finger protein 175-like. Gene Ontology annotation, cellular component: nucleus. Gene Ontology annotation, biological process: regulation of transcription by RNA polymerase II. Gene Ontology annotation, molecular function: DNA-binding transcription factor activity, RNA polymerase II-specific; sequence-specific DNA binding. The transcript has a single exon. The record is from RefSeq and is a predicted model, not a curated record. The coding region runs from base 1 to 507 and encodes 168 amino acids. Lineage: Eukaryota; Metazoa; Arthropoda; Arachnida; Scorpiones; Buthidae.
AUGAAUCGAAGACUACGAAGGCUACGUCGCGUGCACUUCCGGUCGAGCUGGGAAAAUUCUACAGACGGUUCCGGAUGCGAGGAAGAGGACGAAAAGAACAAAGAAAACACGGGAUGGCCCCCAAUCGUUUUACGCGACGUGACGGUCAAUUUAGGAGUAAAAGUGGAUUACCACGAACAUUUCGAUUUUUGCACGAAGGAUCAAUAUUCCGGUUAUAAACUGACGAAGAUCACGGUCGACUUGGGCGAGAGAGUGGAUAGCAACUGGAAAGGCGGCAUCAAGGCAGCCAAGAUUCAAAAGGUGACGAAAAGACGUUCGGGCAGAAAACAAAGAACUUACCCGUGCAAAAAUUGUUCAAAGUCCUUCUCGUCCAAGAAUCACUUGGAAAUUCAUCUGGCCGAUCACAGAAGCGAACGAUAUAUUUGCGGAGUUUGUGGUUUGAGAUUUCCUCUCAAAAGAAGAGUCGACACUCACAUGGCCGAACACCAACAGACCGUCAAUAAAUAA